Molecule: messenger RNA, 1692 nt
Organism: Aspergillus uvarum CBS 121591
Lineage: Eukaryota; Fungi; Ascomycota; Eurotiomycetes; Eurotiales; Aspergillaceae
Product: fungal specific transcription factor domain-containing protein
Exons: 5
Coding region: 1-1692 (563 amino acids)
Biological process (GO): DNA-templated transcription
Cellular component (GO): nucleus
Molecular function (GO): zinc ion binding; DNA binding
Source: RefSeq, a predicted model, not a curated record
AUGGGCACUCAAGUCUUGGGACCCGACUUCUUCCGUCCGAAUCGAGUGGGACUCGAUUUGUCCAUCCAAGCCACUGGAGGGCUCUCAUGGAUGACGCUAUUAAGCGGCAAUUCCGUGCACUUGUUUUCGGGUCUCUCGCAGAACGUGAGCAUCGACGAAUUGAUAGCCUCGCUGCCUUCCCGCACAGUGGCGGAUAGGCUCGUGGCCUCAUGCCUCGAAUCCUCAGAGCCAUCCUUGAUGAUCAUACAUGUUCCAACUUUCCAAUCUCAGUGUCUUCAAUUUUGGCAAUCACCUGCGACAGUGAGCCCCGCCUGGCUAGCUCUACUGUAUGGGGUGCUAGCCUGCGGGGUGUGGAUCGAGCAUUUUCUGGACCCCAUCAUGGCCUACUCCGAAGUACCGCAGUCUUUCUAUGUCCUUCGAGAGAAUUCCGCUGCCGCCUUGUCGAAAUCAGAUCUCACUGUCCCCGGCAGGUUCAAGGUCGAAGCAGCGUUGAUAUACCUGGGAGUGGAGUACCUGCAAAGCAACGAAUCGAAGACCGGUGUGUCGAUUCUUCUAGGGGUUGUUUCGCGAUUGGCGAUCAUGAUGGGUUAUCAUCAGAGCGCCCAUCUCUGCCACCCCCCUCUACUUGCCUUCGAAGCAGAGAUGCGAUGCAGAGCUUGGCUGUUGCUAUCCGUUAUUGACAACGUCGUUGCUUCGCAAACAGGACUUCCAAGAGUUAUCUACCAAGGCCUCACAAACUCAGCUCGCCCACGCAACUUACUCGACGACGAUUUCAACUCCACUAUGUCAGUCCUGCCCUCAUCCCAAUCCGCAACCGAAACACUUAGCCACGUUGUAUAUAUGCUGGCUAUCGACGAUCUCUACUCAGUAGCCAAUGAGAUCGCAGACCUUGCUGCAAAAGGUCCAAUCUCCCCCGACAGCACUGCUCGCCUAGGUCAGCAACUAGACGCUCUGAAAAACGGCCUCCCGUGUUCUCUGCGUAUGCGUUUUUCAGUCGCUCCCACUAUGGAAUAUGACAAAUUGAUUAUGCAACGCACCCUGGAGAUAGUUUACCAACGCUCGCGCUGCAUCUUGCACCGUCAGUAUCUUAUUUCGUCGGAGUCAAAUCCAAGCUUCGACGCUUUUCGAGGGGCAUGCGUGGAUGCAGCCCGUUGCGUUCUCGAGCAGCAGUGUCUCCUGUUUCAAGAGGCCCUGCACGGUCCCCGUAAUAGAAAGCGUGUGUGGUUUGGUGCCUCCCGCUCGGUGUCUGAUUGCCUCACUGCGGCUAUGGUGAUAUGUCUAGAGGUAAUCAACAGGACAAACGUCUUAUCUCAGCCUUCGUUGACCUGCGACGCAUCCACGGAGCUAAUCCAUAUCCUCCAUCGGACAUACUUAAACCUCAAACAGACUCCCAAGCCACCCGUAGAAAUAACCAAGGCAGCUGAGAUUCUGGCCACAAUGCUCGGUCAGAUGGGUCAUCCCCUGACGUGGAACAGUGAUUCAGACGAAACUCGGCCUGCUGAUGACCCCAGUGACCCUAAGACAUCUGACUCUCAAGGUCAAGAGACCACGCCCCCGAGUGGCCUGUUUUCCUCUCCUUGGCUCGUCUUCGAUGACUUGGUUCAUGGUGAUCCUCCGUUUGAGAUGUUCGACUGGGCUUACUGGGACCGGGAAAUGCGGCAGCUCAAUGGGGCAUUCCAUGAUAUCAUAUAG